Messenger RNA from Rhincodon typus (whale shark), 510 nucleotides. Its product is annotated as serine/threonine-protein kinase Nek9-like. The record is from RefSeq and is a predicted model, not a curated record. Gene Ontology annotation, biological process: protein phosphorylation. Gene Ontology annotation, molecular function: protein kinase binding; protein kinase activity; ATP binding. The transcript has 2 exons. NCBI's taxonomy places the organism in Eukaryota, Metazoa, Chordata, Chondrichthyes, Orectolobiformes, Rhincodontidae. The annotation marks the transcript as partial. Gene Ontology annotation, cellular component: centrosome.
GGUGGUCCUCCCGCCGCCAGGGUGCGUGGUCACCGUGGUCCUCCCGCCGCCAGGGGGCGGUCUCUGUGGCGGGGGUAGUCGCGGCCUCGGACCGCAGGCUGUGAGCGGUGCAGAUUCUCUGUGGGCCCUCGGCCGCAGCGAUGGAGCUGAAGCCAUUCGAGCGGCACCUGGCGUCGGUGAGCUCCGAGUUCGGUGGCAGUGAGUCGGGCGGUACAGGCCCAGGCUCCGGGGACUCUCUGCUGAGUGAGGCCGGGACCGAGGUUCACUACAUCCCGGUGAAGAUCCUGGGCAGAGGUGCCUUCGGGGAGGCCACUCUGUACCGGAGGACGGAGGACAACUCCCUGGUGGUUUGGAAAGAGAUUGACUUGGCUCGGCUUUCGGAGAAGGAGCGGCGAGACACACAGAACGAGAUCCUCAUCCUGUCAGUGUUGCAGCAUCACAAUAUCAUCGCCUAUUACAACCAUUUCUUGGAUGAAAACAAACUCCUGAUUGAGGUGGAAUACUGCAAUG